This is a messenger RNA of Botrytis deweyae, 708 nucleotides long. RefSeq lists its product as uncharacterized. The record is from RefSeq and is a predicted model, not a curated record. The coding region runs from base 1 to 708 and encodes 235 amino acids. The transcript has 3 exons. Lineage: Eukaryota; Fungi; Ascomycota; Leotiomycetes; Helotiales; Sclerotiniaceae.
AUGAAUCCCUAUGAAGUCGAACAUAACAUAAAAGCGUCUCCGCAGUCGUCUCGACCUCGUCGCCGUCCUUCUAUGUCCUCCUUCUUCAACCAAUUAUCGCAAUGUGAAACCUCGACUUCUACUACUGAUCCAAACUGGCAUCACAAUAAUCCGCAUGCUGUCCCUACUCCCGUCGACGUAGCAGCCUCAUAUCGCCUUCUCCAAGACCAAUUUCUAACCCUCCGCACCAAUGACCCCUCCUCGACCACAGCCCCUCUUCUCGACCUUCUUAUCUCCUCCAUCACAUCUCAAAUAGACUCUCCGCCCACCACCAUCUCCGGAUGUUCUCAAGCCUACCUCGAUACCAUCGAUCGCAUUCCUCGUUCCUCCCUAAAGGCGGACGAAACAUGUCCGAUCUGCGGCGAGAAGUUUCUGGACGACCAAUAUUGCUUAGUUGUUGUGUUACCAUGUCAUGAAACUCAUAAAUUUGAUUUGGAAUGUGUGGGCCCGUGGUUGAGAUUGAAUGGGACAUGUCCUUUGGAUAGGAAGAAGGUUGGAGACGGGGAGGAGAGGGGAAAGGAGGCGGAGAGGGAGAGAGAGGGGAUGAGGAGGGGCGUGGAAGGCUUGGGAUUUGGGGCUGAUGGAGAGGAAAAGAGGAAGGAGGAGGAGGAAAGAAGAAAGAGGGACGAGGACGAAGAAAGCGAUGGCGAUGAUGGGAUGUACGCUUAA